Molecule: messenger RNA, 849 nt
Organism: Dovyalis caffra
Lineage: Eukaryota; Viridiplantae; Streptophyta; Magnoliopsida; Malpighiales; Salicaceae
Source: the annotation of a GenBank genome assembly
AUGGAUGAAGAUAACAGUUUGAAUAUUCGCAAUUGGGGUUACUAUGAACCAACAUCUGUUAAAGGAAAUCUGGGUCUUCAGCUCAUGUCGCCACCUGAGAAACCAUUUUUGGGUGCGCGCAGUGCUGCGAUCAUGACAAGUGUGAAUGGAGGUUUUCACCAAAGAGAUAUUGGGGUUUCCCAGCCAAUGUUCCCUAUGGAGUACAUGAGGGAUGCUUGGAUUGGCCAGAGAGAAAAGUUUCUCAAUGGGUUGCCUGGAAACCAUAAUUAUGCAGCGGUUUUGCCUGAAACAUCUUCAGGUCAUCAUAUGCAAAUGUUUCAACAACCUGAUUCGGCAAAUGAUGAAAUGCUCGACCAAGUUGAAGAGGCUGGUGUUGUUGAAAAGGAAAAUGGUCUUGAUAAGAAGAGGCAGCGUCCUAAAGCCCUGAAAUCCCCUAAAGCAAAGAAGGGUACGAGAGGCCCUCGAGUACCCAAACCUGAGGGUAGUCCUUCUGUUCAACGAGUAAGGUCUGCCAAGAAAACAGCCGAAAUUAUGAUAAAUGGGAUCAAUAUGGACAUUUCAGUCAUUCCUAUACCAGUUUGCUCAUGUACUGGCACCCACCAACAAUGUUAUCGUUGGGGUUGUGGUGGGUGGCAAUCAGCAUGUUGUACGACUUGCAUAUCUAUGUAUCCCCUGCCUAUGAGUACGAAAAGGCGUGGUGCAAGGAUAGCAGGGAGAAAAAUGAGUUCGGGAGCUUUUAAGAAGGUAUUAGAGAAACUUGCUGGUGAAGGCUAUGAGUUUUCUAAUCCGAUUGAUCUUAGAACCCACUGGGCUAAACACGGUACGAACAAGUUUGUCACUAUCAGAUAG